AUGGAAUGCUUAAGAAACAACUUUCACAAUGGCGUUAUACUCGAUGGGAGAUUUCAAACAAUCUCCCCUCUUAAUCAUGGAUCCUUCGGGAUGGUCUUCAUGGCGAAGGACUUGCAAACUAACGAGCUCGUCGCCAUCAAAUGCUUAACCAAGAAGGGGGCUAGCAACGAUAUGGGGAUCGAGUUCGCCAUCGACGAGAAUUCCGAAGAGCUUCUUUGCCACCGUCGUCUUGGAGCGCAUCCAAACAUUGUCAACCUGGUUCACUCGUUCGAAACCGAUGCACACGUGUAUCUUGUUCUCGAAUACUGCUCGCGAGGAGAUCUCUAUGAGGCUAUUCGCACUGGAUAUGGUCCAUUGGAGACUGAGCACGUUCGUCGUUUCAUGCUCGAGUUGGUUGACGCCGUGGCAUACAUGCACUCGAAGGGUAUCUAUCAUCGAGACAUCAAGCCAGAGAACAUCUUCCUCGAUGAGUCAGGUUCGAUGAAGCUCGGUGACUUCGGUCUGGCCACUACGGACAAAUGGAGCUACGAGUCUACCGUUGGAAGUGACAGGUACAUGUCACCGGAGCAGUACGACUCAGCCGGAGCUGGAUACUCGCCAGCCCAGGCUGACAUUUGGGCAAUUGGCAUCUGCCUACUCAAUAUUCUUUUCUCUCGAAACCCUUUUACUUCUCCCACUGAGGCUGACCCUCUAUUUCUUGAUUUUUCACGCGACAAGCAAUCGCUUUUCGAUGUCUUUUCCACUAUGUCUCAGGAUACGUACGAAGUCAUCGUGCAUUGUAUGAAUCUGGACCCCAGCAAACGAUCUUUGGUCGGCGUUAGGAAUGCCCUUAACCGUGUCGUGAGCUUCACCACCCUUGAUGAGGCCCUUGACGACUUCUGCACGGCUGAGCACACUGCGAUUGCUACUGCCAAUCGUGAGCCGCUCCGUACUCCAUCUAUCCAGAGCCCUCAGAUCGACCAAGGUGCCUUCCCGUGGGCCAAGGCCCUGCAUGCGAGCCCGCCGAUGGCUAUUCGUCAACUCAGCGCUAUACCUGACAAUGAGAGCUACACCGAAGACCUAUUCUCCAAGUCGGCAGAGACUACAGAUUGGAUGUCGGGUUCGGCUCAGACACCCUCGAUUUCAUCUGUCCUAACUUCCAACUUAGCUGCAUCCAUGAACGCUCUUAACAUGUCGCGACCCAUGGCUGUACCUUCUCGCACUUCCGCUCGGGUCUCCCCAAUGUCUGGAUCCUUGCCCAUCACUAUGUCCAAGUCUAGGCCCACCCUCAGCGCUAUGUCCAUGGUGUUUGGCCGUCGAAAGGAUGUCGUGUCCAAGAGUUGGAGCGACAUGUGGGACGAGGAUGAGGAGGAAGAUGAAGAAGAGCGCUUUCGUCAAGUUCAAGCGAUUAAGGAGCUAAAUUCGAGGACUUGGAGUCAGGAGAGCAAGGAGGCUACCCGUACUCCUCGGCAGGAUCAGGCAUCCUUGCACCGGACGCCAGCGUCUGAUGAUGAGAAGCCAGUGGCUUCGCCUGUGAACGAUAGUAUUUCCAACGAUAUCGACGGAGAUUUGGUCGCGGAUGGAUUUUUCUUUCAUGAGCCCGUUGCUGUUGAACAGCCCCAGCAGUUCCCUGCUCGCUACUCGCCGCCGUCCAAGCGCAGCAAUGCGGAUAAAUGGGCGGCGCUAGGUGAACGGCGCCGGGCUUACACGGGUGCAUCGGAGCCCAAGUCGCCGGAUUUCAACAAGGCCCGACGACAACUUGGAUUCGGAUUUAAUAAUUUGCAAGGAGGAAUCACCUCCAUUGAUCACGCCACUCUGAACCAGCAAAACCACAAUCGAAAUCGGGACCGUGCCACAUCACGCGAGUGUCCGUGGAACAAGGGCCGAGACUGGAAUUGGCGUAAGGAGAGACGUCAUGAUUUCAGCGACGUGGAGUGGGUUGGCCACUGGCAGGAAGCUCACUGA
Hypoxylon fragiforme is the source of this 1944-nucleotide messenger RNA. RefSeq names its product kinase-like protein. NCBI's taxonomy places the organism in Eukaryota, Fungi, Ascomycota, Sordariomycetes, Xylariales, Hypoxylaceae. Gene Ontology annotation, cellular component: cytoplasm; autophagosome. Bases 1 to 1944 code for a protein of 647 amino acids. Gene Ontology annotation, biological process: protein autophosphorylation; peptidyl-serine phosphorylation; autophagy. Gene Ontology annotation, molecular function: protein serine/threonine kinase activity; ATP binding. The record is from RefSeq and is a predicted model, not a curated record. The transcript has a single exon.